AUGUAUGAAAUUAAAUUGAAAGUUGAAUUUGAAGGUAAGAGCUUGGAGAUUACUAAAGGCGAAACGCCAUACGACAUCCUCUGCAGCUAUUGCAAGGACAGAAAGGACAUUAUAUCCUGCAAAGUAGAUGGGGUAUACUCUGACAUGUCAACAGAGAUAUUGAAAGACUGCAAGCUAGAGUUCUUGACAUUUGAAGAUGAUGGGGCCAGGGAGAUCUUUUGGCAUUCCUCUGCACAUAUACUGGGAAAUGCACUUGUGAAUCUCUAUCCCGAUGCAAAGCUCGUCCAUGGACCACCUGUUGAAGAAGGAUUUUUUUAUGAUGUUGACAUAAAGGAACCUAUUUCGUCUGAGGAUUACAAAAAGAUUGAAAUGGAAAUGACCAGGAUUAUGAAGAAGAACUAUAAGUUCGAGAAGGUAAUUAAGAGCAAGGAGGAACUCCUAGAUGCUUACAAAAAUAAUCCUUGUAAGACACAUUUUAUUAUGAAGGGAGUUGACAAGGAAAGCUCGGUCUAUAGAAAUGGAGAGUUUUUCGAUAUGUGUCUGGGGCCACACGUUAGAUCGACCGGUGUUGUUAAGGCUGUCAAAGUUCUUAAGAAUAGCUCGGCUUAUUUCCUCAAUGAUCCAAGCUUGAAGUCACUUCAGAGGAUAUAUGCCAUCACAUUUCCUUCGAAGGAUAUGCUAGAGGAAUAUUUGAAAAGGAAAGAAGAAGCAAAGGAGAGAGACCACCGAAAGAUAGGAACCGAGCUCAACCUUUUUUUCUUCUCAAAAUACUCCCCAGGGUCAUGUUUCUUUUUACCCAAUGGAACUAUUAUGUAUAACACGCUGAUCGAGUUUCUAAGAGAAGAAUAUAAGAAAAGAGGGUUCAGAGAGGUUAUAACACCGAACAUUUUCUGUACAAAGCUCUGGGAGGAAAGUGGACAUCUUCAGAAUUACAAAGAAAACAUGUUUAUCAUUGAGGGAGAUGAUUUUGCGUUGAAGCCCAUGAACUGUCCUGGGCAUUGUGUAAUGUUCAAGCAUCAGGAUCAUAGCUUUAGAGACCUUCCUUUGAGGUUUGCAGACUUUGGAGUCUUACACAGGAAUGAGCUUAGCGGAACUUUGACAGGAUUAACAAGGGUAAGACGGUUUCAACAGGAUGAUGCACAUAUAUUUUGUACCAAGGACCAAGUCAAGAGUGAGAUCAAAGGAUGCCUUGAGUUUUUAAGCUUUGUAUAUGGGGUUUUCGGAUUCAAGUUCGAACUUGUACUAAGUACAAGGCCAGAAAAGUAUCUGGGAUCUGUUGAGGAGUGGGAUAGAGCAGAAAAGGCUCUUGCCGAAGCCAUGGAUGAGAGUGGCCUGACGUUUAAGAUAAACGAAGGAGAUGGGGCCUUUUAUGGACCCAAGAUUGACAUCACACUUCAUGAUGCCCUUGAUAGACGAAUACAAUGCGCAACUAUUCAACUCGACUUUCAACUUCCCCAAAGAUUUGAGCUGAAGUAUCGUGACAGUGAUGGACAGUGCAGGACUCCUGUUAUAAUACACCGUGCAAUCCUCGGAAGUAUUGAAAGAAUGAUUGCCAUUAUUCUCGAAAGCUUUGGGAAGAAGUUACCUUUUUGGAUAUCACCAAGACAGGUAGCGAUUGUGAACAUAGGAAAUUUUGAUUAUGUUGAAAAAAUAAAGUCUGUGCUCGGCAGGUUUCGAGUCGAUGUGAUUGACGAUAGCAACACAUUGAACAAGAGGAUAAGAAUUGCUGAAACAAGUGGAUAUGCCCUUGUGUGCGUAGUUGGAGAAAGAGAAGCGAAAGCAAAUGAGGUGAAUAUAAGACUUAGUAAAGUCGAAAAGUCUACCAACUUGAACAAGAACAUCGAUCUUUAUGAACUUAGGGACAUCUUAAGCAGGAUGGCUGAUGAAAAGAUCGAACUUGAAGAUGUCCUGCACAUCGACAAGAUUUCAAUCGGAAACUAA
Messenger RNA from Encephalitozoon romaleae SJ-2008, 1941 nucleotides. RefSeq names its product threonyl-tRNA synthetase. NCBI's taxonomy places the organism in Eukaryota, Fungi, Microsporidia, Unikaryonidae. The transcript has a single exon. Gene Ontology annotation, cellular component: mitochondrion; cytoplasm. Gene Ontology annotation, biological process: threonyl-tRNA aminoacylation. The record is from RefSeq and is a predicted model, not a curated record. Gene Ontology annotation, molecular function: threonine-tRNA ligase activity; ATP binding. Bases 1 to 1941 code for a protein of 646 amino acids.